Messenger RNA from Truncatella angustata, 2672 nucleotides. RefSeq names its product heterokaryon incompatibility protein-domain-containing protein. The record is from RefSeq and is a predicted model, not a curated record. The transcript has a single exon. The coding region runs from base 123 to 2204 and encodes 693 amino acids. Lineage: Eukaryota; Fungi; Ascomycota; Sordariomycetes; Amphisphaeriales; Sporocadaceae.
UGGGGCAGUGCUGUGAGAUAGACACCGCGGAUGAGCAACCCGAGCCAUGUAUUUUCUAGCGACGUUCGCAGUAUGCACCAACAUUGACUCUCGCAUAGGGAUAAUAUCGCACAAUCUGUAACAUGGAUAUUCCUCACAUCCUGCCGCCCCCUUGCUCGCAAGCUCUGGCGGCAAUGGUUAUGGACGGAACGGUCCUAUACUCCAGGCGGCUUGAAUCCGAACCGUUACACAUCAGGCUACUCACAGUGGAAGCCGGAGAGGUUGACGAUGGAGAAACGACAAUCGUAUGUCGCUUGGAUACGUUCUGUUUCGAUACAUCUAUGCCUGACUACACGGCUCUUUCUUAUACUUGGGGGAAUGCAGAGUCGUCUGUCGAGAUCACAGUCAAUGGGGUGUGCAAACACGUCAGUCCAAAUUUGGCCGCAUUUUUUUGGCAUUGGAUUCAGAAUCACGCAAGGGAUAAUAAAACAGAGAAUUUGAGUAGAUACCUGUGGGUCGACGCGCUUUGCAUCAAUCAGGAAGACGAGAAGGAGAAGUCGUUUCAAGUCGCAGCCAUGGGCAGGAUUUACAGCUCCGCAACGGCCACCAUCGCAUGGCUUGGUGUCGAGGGUCAGAACAGUGCAGUCGGCCUUGAGUAUAUUGGCCGAAUUGCGCGAGCGCUGAAAGAUAGCUGGAGUGAGCAGACAGUGGAUUUCACAACUGACCUGAGGGUGUGGUUCCAGAAGAACCCUCGACUUGCGCAUGCCAUGACUACCCCGCCGAGGGGAGGGGAGCCUCACAUUCUCCUGAACAGCAGGAUCUGGGACGGGAUCCUGAGGCUGUUCCAGCGGGACUAUUGGCAGCGCUCUUGGAUACAACAAGAGAUUGUCCUUUCUCAGUCCGUACGCCUGUGGUGUGGACCGAGCCAGUCACCCAUGGGUGACGUAUACAAGCUUGCAGACUGGCUGGUAGACUUUCGUCUUUUAUUCGGUGCCAGGGGCGACCGAGGCUUAGACUUGGGUCCAUGGCAAGAUGUGAUUGGUGAAUGGAGGCAUUCCAUGGUGCAUGACUUUGUAGACUGUGUUCAUCAUUUCUCCGGACUAAGGAGGACCUUCUCGACUUCACCUAGCUCCGUCGAUCAGAAGCAAAACCCUAUGCUCUUCCACCUACUUCGUACAGCCGGUGGCAAAUUCAAAUCCACUGAUCCCCGAGACAAGCUGUACAGCCUUCUUGGGCUAUUGCCGCUCUGCCUCAUACCGGAUUAUACCCACUCCGUCGAACUUGUCUACACCGAAUUUACCAAGAGCUGCCUGCAAGGACAGGGCGGACUCAGUUACCUCGAAUUAGCAGGACCCGGCACGUUGGACGACUUGACCGAAGUCCAACGCCUUUUCCUCCCAUCUUGGGCGAUCAAUUGGGACGCUCUCAGCAGUCAAGUUCGGCCAAAGUCUCGCCGACCUAAAUCCAAUCAGCCAACAAAAUUUUCCAUCAAUGCCCGGUUUGAUGGCAAUGUACUUUGCAUAGAUGGCAAUUCCAUAUGUGCUAUAGAAGCACAUUCUAAAGAAACAAACGACAUGGUGAAGUUCUUCACAGAAAUAAUCCAUGGUUUCGCGAGAAACAAUCCUGGGGGGUCGCCCGUCGUGGAAUUCUUCCGUGCCGUAUGCCUUGAUGUGGAACCCGGAAAAGAGCAUGGUAUCGGCCUUGCCAUGGCCAUGAUUACCAUGGACGCCGGCUUUGAUGUGCUCGACCGAGUCGUGCAUGCUCUCCGCUGCCGACUUGGGAUGUCCAUCAAGGACAUACUAAAUUGCUUCGAUCAUUUUCCCGAAAGCGCCGAUAGGCUCUACAGGGAUGUCGGCUUUGGAUCCAUGUUUCGGGCACCGGAUUUGCCCGUUGAUAGCACGACCGUCGAGGACUAUCUGAGAAUCCACCAACAAAACAUACCUGAUAUUUACUACAAGCGCUCCGACGAUGAGCUCGUUUCAAAUUUUGCGAAAUUCAACCUUUUUAUGACCGCUAAAGGUUAUGCCGGUUGGGGUCCCGCUGCAGCGCAGUAUGGCGACCUCGUAAGCCUCGUUCCUGGCUGCGAGUUCCCUUUGCUAUUGAGGCAGGUCGAUGAUUAUUUCAUUCUGCUUGGACCGUGCUGGGUGCUUGGGCUAAUGGAUGGUGAGUACUACAAGGGUCGACGGGACAUCGCGGACGAUUUAAGGGAGUUCCGCAUCAUGUAAUGGGUCUGCAACCUCGUAUUAUGUGUUUUUAUUAUGUAAAGCUCAAUAUGAUACCGUGGCCAUCGACCAAUACCCUGGACUAUAAAAGCAAGAACUGUACAUAAACUUUCGAAUGACACGGAAAAGAUGGGACAGCAAUCUGAAAGCAGUCAGUGUAACUGAUGGAAUAACUGGCGACCAGUAAAUUAAACAUGUCCGACUUUGUACUCUCUUACAAGUUAGGUGGUAAGAAUGGCGACGAUACGAAGGCCCUCUCCGACGGUCAGCGUUUGGCAAUCGUGGAUGAAAUGCUUGUUGAGCACAUGGGAUACUACGGGUCUGAUGUCGCUCCGGCUAUAGCCAGAGAUGCAGCCGAGGUCAAACCGGAGGAUGAGAAGCGAGACCUUCGUCCCGUGAGGUAUUUGUUACCGGCAUUAGUGUCGUUAGGAGCGCACCGCAACCGAGCGAAUAGGCAGCAUUGAUCCUGAU